AUGGGAAAAGUUCAAGUUCUAUCAAUUCAAUCGGCAACAAAACGAAAAAUAAAUCGAAAUGCAGCAGCAAUUGAUUCACAAAAUAAUAAUUUAAAUGUUGGUGAUAUGAGUCGACAAGGACAAAUAAAACAUCUUUAUCGUCAUUUUGUUUUUAUAUUUUGUCAUACAUUAACUGAAAAUGGUGGUAUAUUUGUACUUUCAUCAAAUCCAAUAAAUACUGUACCUAUGUCACCACUUCGUAUCACAUUGCCAUCACCACAUACAUCAUGA
Rotaria sp. Silwood1 is the source of this 270-nucleotide messenger RNA. NCBI's taxonomy places the organism in Eukaryota, Metazoa, Rotifera, Eurotatoria, Philodinida, Philodinidae. The record is from the annotation of a GenBank genome assembly.